Corvus hawaiiensis (hawaiian crow) is the source of this 374-nucleotide messenger RNA. RefSeq names its product ribosomal protein L38 (gene RPL38). Gene Ontology annotation, cellular component: ribosome; cytosolic large ribosomal subunit. The record is from RefSeq and is a predicted model, not a curated record. The transcript is spliced from 5 exons. Gene Ontology annotation, biological process: protein-RNA complex assembly; translation. Bases 102 to 314 code for a protein of 70 amino acids. Lineage: Eukaryota; Metazoa; Chordata; Aves; Passeriformes; Corvidae. Gene Ontology annotation, molecular function: structural constituent of ribosome.
CGCACCGUAGGCCAUAAAGGCCCGGAUGCGGAAGAGCCGCGCUCACUUCCGGUCUGUACGCGGCGGCUGCGGGUUGGAGCAACCGACGCUGGGCUGAAACCAUGCCUCGCAAGAUUGAGGAGAUCAAGGACUUCCUGCUGACGGCGCGGCGGAAGGACGCCAAGUCUGUCAAGAUCAAGAAGAACAAGGACAAUGUGAAGUUCAAGGUGCGCUGCAGCCGGUACCUCUACACCCUGGUCAUCACCGACAAGGAGAAGGCCGAGAAGCUGAAGCAGUCCCUGCCCCCAGGUCUGGCCGUGAAGGAGCUGAAAUGAGCUGGGGUGAGCUGGGUACCUGUUGGAUUCUCUGUUUGUUAAAAUAAAUAAAAAACUGUU